AUGAAGUACUCCGUUGCUCUGGCAUUAGCCGCCACGGCUCCUGUCUUCGCCGCUCCUCAUCCUGGCAGACUUUUCGCUAGGCAAGAGCAGGCUGCCGCUGCUCUUGCCGCUGCGGCGGCGGAACAGCAAGUGGCGACUGUGUCCGCCACCGCCGAGGCCGCAGCCGAAAUCACUGCCGCCGCUGUCGCUACCGACGUAGUUGUGGCCACUGCCACCGACGACGUCGAAGUCGCCACCGCAACCGAUAAUCAGGCUUUGGAAUGCUCAGCAGUACCUUGGGCCCAGCAGUUUGGCGAGCCUGGAUUUGCCUCCAUCAGUGCAGUCCAAGAUGGUCAGGUUGAUGCUGAGCUCAUUGCGCAGCAGGCCAACGUACCAGAUGCCAUCAAGAACGACAUGAAUGUGGUUCAGGCUGUUCAAAGGGCUACCAAUGACGUGAUGGCCGCACAACAACGCGCGCAGGACGAGAUUCUCGCCUGCCAGCAGACCGCAGCCCGCAAUAUGCGCGUUGCCCAGGAGAAAGCUGCGGCCGAAGUCAGAGCUGCCCUGCAACAGGGUCUGCUCAAGGCACUGCAGGAUGCCCAAGCACAAGAGGCCGACCUUCAAAAGGCCGAGCAGGAUGCUGCUCAGGCCGAACAGGAUGCUGCGGACGCCGCGGCUGCGAAGAAGCAAGCCAAGGAAGAGGAAGCUGCUGAGGCUCAAAAGAAAGCCGAGGAAGCUCAAAAGGAAGCGGAUGAUGUCGACGCGGAAACCGAAGCUGUGGCAACCGCUACAGCCGAAGUGGACGCCGCCACCGAGACCGCUGUCGCAGAGGCUGCUGUUGUUGAGAAUGCAACUGCUAUCGCUGAAACCGCUUUGGCUCAAGAGACUGCCCUCGCCACGGCCACGGCCAUCGUGGAAGAAGCUGCCGCCGUGAACACUGCUGCCGCACUUGAGACUGCAGCUGACGAGAUUGCGAUUCAGACUGCCACUGAGGCCGCUGCAGUCGAGACGGCGGCAGCGAAUCCCAGGAAGGGUGUCCAGGCUCUCAAGCCUGAGGAGAUGAUCGAACAAAACGUGCAAGAGGAGGAAGAGGCCGGUGACAAGCUCAUUGGUGGCAUUGGUGCUGGCAAGGCUGACGGUGGCUUCUUGGGUGGUCUCUUGGACCGACUUGGCCAGAUUGGUGCGGCUCGCCCUGCUGAAUCUGCUGCUCACCCUGCCCCUCCCGCCGCCGGUCUUGCUGCAGGUGCCGCACACCCUGCAGCUCCUGCAGAGGCCGCUGUCGAGCAAUAG
Molecule: messenger RNA, 1269 nt
Organism: Cyphellophora europaea CBS 101466
Lineage: Eukaryota; Fungi; Ascomycota; Eurotiomycetes; Chaetothyriales; Cyphellophoraceae
Exons: 1
Coding region: 1-1269 (422 amino acids)
Source: RefSeq, a predicted model, not a curated record